Messenger RNA from Symsagittifera roscoffensis, 1786 nucleotides. RefSeq names its product cysteine-rich with EGF-like domain protein 2. The record is from RefSeq and is a predicted model, not a curated record. Gene Ontology annotation, molecular function: calcium ion binding. The coding region runs from base 19 to 1338 and encodes 439 amino acids. The transcript is spliced from 4 exons. Lineage: Eukaryota; Metazoa; Xenacoelomorpha; Acoela; Convolutidae.
AUUUCAGAUUUUUGAUGAAUGCGGGGCUCUCUGGGGCUGUCGUGGCUAACGAUGCUUUUCUCGCAAUCUCAGUCUCAAGUGGGGAGAGUGAACAACAAACUCACUUUUCCCCUCAACCGGCUGAACUUUGUUUUAUUUUCGUCACUUCUCUUCUCAAUUCUGCUGCUGACCUUCCCUAUGACUGUGCAUGCUAAGUCAAAAUCGUCACAGCAGAUAGAAGAUAGCUGCAAAGAGUGUAGGGAAAUGGUAGGCAUGUUUAUGGAUGAGUUCAGGGCCACUGACACGGGACUGUAUGAAGGAGGCGACACUGCAUGGGAGGUGAAGAAUCUGAAGGACUAUCGAAAGAGUGAACUGAGACUGAUUGAGAUCACGGACAAGAUGUUCAAAUCGAAGAAGGACAAAAUUAGCCGAAUGCUAGAGAAGGUAGAAGAUGACUUGGAGAGUUUCUGGUUCUCACACUGGGACCAUCUGAACGCAGAAGGAAACAGUGAACUGGAAGACUAUCUCUGUGUCUCACUUCUCAAAUACUGUUGUGCCUAUGGCCACUUUGGACCAGACUGUCUGCCAUGCAGAGUCAGACACGAGGACUUCGCGCACAGUACUGACCCGAAGACCAUCUGUUUCGAUCAUGGCACCUGCAGUGGAAAUGGCACGAGGACCGGAACUGGCGACUGCAAGUGUGAUUCGUGGCACCAGGGUAAGUUCUGCGAUGAGUGCAAGAAGGGAUACACACGUGAUGAAGGGGAAGAUGCAUUCACCAUGUGCAGAGAUAUAGACGAAUGCAACGACCUUGACAAUCACAACCCAUGCGUGGAAGGAGAGUUCUGUGAUAACUACCCUGGAUACUUCAAAUGUGAAAAGUGCCACCCAGCUUGCAAUGGUGGACCAUGUACGGGAUUCCUGGCAAAAGACUGUACAGUUACCGCAUGUGCCGAGGGAUAUGAACUGAUCCCAUCGGACGAGGAAGAGGAGGAAAAGGCUGAUGAAGAGAACGGUGGAAGUGAUGUGGACCAGGAGCGUCCGAGGGGGUGUCGAAAGAUCGGAAGCGAUUCGGAUGAGGAUGACGAGGAAGGUGAGGAUGAUGAGUCGGAGGAAUCUGACGAUGAUUCGGAUUGGUCCUCGGAGGGUGAUGAUGGUACUGUGUACUUUAACCUUGAAAAAAUGAACGCUAAAUCGAUGAAGCCUAAACGGAGUAAAAAAGUGGAGAGGAAACCACCAAUAGAUGAUAAAAUAGAGUAUGCGAAUAAUGGAGAAAUUGAUAAUAUGGGCGAUGAUGGAAUCGAGGAUGACACCAAUGACUUUCAAAAUGCCAACAUAAAAGACUUUUCGGAGUUGUAAACCAAGUGUAGUAUGUGGUUAGAUCACCUUAUCGGCUUGACCGUUCAAGGAAUCAUGAGUAUCAUUUUCCGUUUCAAUGAUAGUGAGUGAAGAGUGUUCUUGUAAUUUGGCUUCAAAUUUGAGGAACGAAUUGCUUGCAUAAAUCAGCCCUUUUAUCUGCACUGGACGUUUUGCAUCUAGUUUUUGUUUUUAUUAUUUAAUAAGCUUCUGGGCUGAUUUUUGAAGUGCAACGGGGGAAUGAAUAAAUUUGAUACGGUCUAUUGCCAAAUAGUUCAUAUUCAAAACAUGGUGCUUAAUGGGCUUGAUAUUGUGCCUUUUUUAAUCAGUAUUACAAAUACUUAAACCAGGAAUUUUCUUACGUAUAUGUGGUUUUUGAUCAUUUACUGUACUAUCAAUAUCAUGUUUUACUUGAUUUUAUGGCUUAAAUUCAUUAAAUUAUUAUUCACGA